AAAGAACAGGGGCGCGUUAUAAACGGUGUGUGGUUGUUCAGUGCGUGUCAGUGAAUGAAACCGGAUGUUUGGAGCCAAAAGUGGGAUGCAGACUCGACAGAGCUGUGAAACUGAGGGAGACGCUUUAAGGCGGAGUGGAUCAGAGCUCCGGCCGCAUUUAACCCCUGAGUUCAGGCCAGUGGCCGACCAGCGGCGCUGUUGAGAUGUUUCAAGGCUUUUAGUAAAAUUGACACACUUCUCACAAACUUCUUCUCUGAUUCAGUCACGCCGCCGAAAUGUGAGGUCAAACACACCGAGGAGGGUUGGACACAAGACGAACCGAUCCAGCGACCAGCAGGUGCUCAGGAUGGCUCAGCAGCUAAACAACGGAGAAGGGAGCACAUUAAUCCCUCCACAGAAGGCAGCAGGAGAGCGGGGAGGCUCUAUGAUAUCUGCCUCUUUCAAUUUCAUCAACUCCAUCAUAGGAUCUGGAAUUAUAGGUUUACCGUACGCGUUGAACCAGGCAGGGCUGCCCCUGGGCCUUCUGCUCCUGAUAGUUGUUGCCUUCAUCACAGACUACUCCAUAAUCCUGCUAAUUAAAGGAGGCAACCUGUCAGGGACAAACAGUUACCAGUCGCUGGUGCAGAGCACGUUCGGCUUCCCUGGAUUUCUGAUUUUAUCUGGACUGCAGUUCCUUUAUCCAUUUAUUGCUAUGAUCAGCUACAACAUCACAACCGGUGACACGCUGACCAAAGUGUUUCAGAGAAUACCAGGAGUUGGUCCGGAUCACAUACUCGCAGAGCGCCACUUUGUGAUCCUGCUCACGACCGUCGCCUUCACGCUGCCUCUCUCGCUGUACCGGAACAUAGAGAGACUUGGGAAGGUGUCCUUCCUGUCAAUGGUGCUGACACUCACCAUCCUCAUCAUUGUAAUCAUCAGAGCAGCUACGUUUGGACCCCAAAUCGUCCCUACAGAGAAUGCAUGGGCUUUUGCGAAGUGGAAUGCAGUCCAGGCAGCGGGUAUAAUGUCUUUUGCCUUUAUUUGCCACCACAACAGCUUUCUGAUCUACGGCUCCCUGCGGCAGCCCACGCUAGCCAACUGGUCUCGGGUCACUCACGUGUCUGUCGGCUCCGCACUGAUAAUCAGCGCUGCAUUCGCUGUCGCCGGCUACACCACCUUCACUGGCUACACACAAGGGGACAUAUUCGAGAACUACUGCAGAAAUGAUAACCUGGCGACAUUCGGACGCUUCUGUUUUGGCCUCAGCAUAAUAACCACAUUUCCACUGGAGUGUUUUGUUACACGAGAGGUGCUAUCCAACGUCAUUUGCAAGAGGGAUCUUUCAAAAACUGAACAUGUGGCCAUGACGCUGCUCAUAGUCGCAGUCUGCACGUCGAUGUCUCUGGCCUUCGACUGCCUGGGAGUUGUCCUGGAGCUGAAUGGCGUUCUGAGCGCCACACCUCUGAUCUUCAUCAUCCCGUCCGCGUGCUUCCUCAAGCUCUCCACCGGCCGCUGGUUCCAGGGGGAAAACUUGAUAUCGGCCGUCCUGAUAUCCGUCGGCUUGUUUGUCAUGAUCACCGGUCUGAUCAUGACCAGCCUCUACCCCCAAGACUGUUCGCACGGCGCAGAGAUGUUCUACUGUGCGGACGCCAACGUCUCUGCCACUGUACCACCCGAAUGAAAUGAACAGUUUUCAAUCUUCUAUUGUAUAUCACUGUUGUGAUAUGGAACUGUACUGUAUGUUGUAUUUGGAUAUAGUUAUAUCAUGAUAUGGCGUAAGUGAGGUGUUUGCCUGGAUUUAAAGGCUGCAUUACAGUAAAGUGAUGCCAUUUCCUCAGCUUACCAGGCUGUUCCACUUGUUCUAAGCUGCGCCUUUAACCACUUAGUCAUUAUAUCCACAUUAGUGACGCUUAUUUAUCAAAAAUGUAUAUUAUUACAAUAUUGAUAAGGAGGUAUUUGGUCAAAAACACUGUGAUAUUUGAUUUGAUUUAAAAAUAUUAAGGUACAUAUAUUUAAAUGGUGUAUUGUAUUUUUAAAGCCAUAUCACCCAGUCCUCCCUCAGGCUGUACUCAUAUUAGCUUUUAAUUAAGGGAAAUCUUAAUGUUACACGAUGCAGUGAUAUUUUUGGAAAAUAGUAUGUUUCCAACUUUGUGGCGACAGAUAGAUCGGAGAAGAUAUUUUGUCCUGUCAGCAUGACGGUGUCCCCGUGCACAAAGCGAUAAAUGUCUUAUUGAGUUUGGAGUGGCAGGACUUGACUCUCCAGAUAUCAAAACCUUUGAGAGAGUGGUGGACUGUAAUGCAAUAUAUUUACUCAGCACCAAACCAAAAUGCAGAUUCCAGGUACUUGUAUUUUACUUGACUGUUUCCAUCUUACGCAGCUUUAAACUUUCAUUCCACCAUAUCUGAGAGAGAGAAAUAUUGUACCUUCCACUCCACCAACUGUGUCUGACAGCUUUAGUCACUGGUUACUUUUGCGUUCAUACCUUAUUUGUAUCUCCAGAUGUGCUGAUUUUCAAUGUUUGUGUUAAAUUGACGGAUUAAGUUUUCAUUCCCGAGGUGAGAGAAUCCUCCUCCUUCUGAGACGAAAUAAACUAUUUUAAAACCCGCCUGGAUCAGCUGGAAAAUGCGUUGCGGCAAAGCUCUUCUGACAACACGAAGACUUCACCCCCUGGAAAUCUGUGGCGCUCACAUGAUACUGACGCCACAAACAUAUCUUGUGAUGCUGCAGUUUAAACUACCUCACAGUGUGCAGAGUCAAGCUGAAAACACAUACAGCAGUCGAGUAAAACAAACACAUUAAUGCAGCAGUGAUAUUAAUCAAA
This is a messenger RNA of Acanthopagrus latus (yellowfin seabream), 2801 nucleotides long. It is a transcript of the gene slc38a11, whose product is annotated as solute carrier family 38 member 11. The coding region runs from base 347 to 1660 and encodes 437 amino acids. NCBI's taxonomy places the organism in Eukaryota, Metazoa, Chordata, Actinopteri, Spariformes, Sparidae. Gene Ontology annotation, molecular function: amino acid transmembrane transporter activity. The transcript has 12 exons. Gene Ontology annotation, biological process: amino acid transmembrane transport. The record is from RefSeq and is a predicted model, not a curated record.